This is a messenger RNA of Amborella trichopoda, 2602 nucleotides long. RefSeq names its product G-type lectin S-receptor-like serine/threonine-protein kinase LECRK3. NCBI's taxonomy places the organism in Eukaryota, Viridiplantae, Streptophyta, Magnoliopsida, Amborellales, Amborellaceae. The record is from RefSeq and is a predicted model, not a curated record. Gene Ontology annotation, biological process: protein phosphorylation. Gene Ontology annotation, molecular function: protein serine/threonine kinase activity; ATP binding.
UUUACCACUUUCUCAUUGAGAAGUUUCUUUCUUAACUUCCCUUGCAAAUCAUGCAUUUAACACUUUCCCAUAUAAUGAACAUUCCUGUACAUUUUCUUACUGUAUCAAUGGCUCCCUUUCAUUCAGUGCUGAUUCUCCUUUUCCUUGCUACCAUUUCUCUCUCUUCUACACGAGUAGAGGCCCAGUUCAGUGCAUCAAGAAACAUAAGCUUGGGGUCUUCUCUCUCCACGACCCCAACUGGUAACAAUCAAAGUUUCUGGCUUUCCCCCUCUGGUAACUUUGCCUUUGGCUUCUAUCCUCUCUCUAUCACCCAAACAUUUUUGGUUGGAAUUUGGCUUGAAAACACCCCUGAAAAAACUCUGGUUUGGUUUGCAAACAGAGAUUCUCCUCCUCUCUCUAAUGGCUACUCCAUCAUCCUAAAUACUGAUGGCAGGCUCAUAUUGAGAGACAGUCAAACCCAAGAAACACCCAUAUCGGAUAACUCAUUACCAGCUUCUCUAGCCUCCUUGUUUGAUAAUGGCAACUUUGUUUUGUACAAUUCACAGUCUCAUUUAAUUUGGGCAACCUUUGAUUCACCAACGGACUCAAUUUUAUCUGGUCAGAGCCUGAAGAAUGCAUUCAAUCUUGCCUCUAAAGUCUCAGAAUCCAAUUACUCGACUGGUAAGUAUCGGCUAGUAAUGCAAGUGGAUGCCAAUUUGGUGCUCGCUUAUGUUGUACAGGGAGCAAAGACCUACAUUACAUCUGACGACGUAUACUGGUCUAGUGAUACAUAUAAUGGAGGGACCAAUGUGUCACUGAAUCUAGACCCAGAUGGACAUAUGUAUCUAAUUGAUGCAAAUAGUUCAAACAUAAAGAACAUAACAAACUCACAAGCUCGAAGGUCUAUAUAUAGAGCAACAGUUGGAAUUGAAGGGAAUUUUCAAUUGUUCUCUCACAAUUUAGAGGCAAAUGGAACCAUGAGCAGCUCAAUUAUUUGGUCUGCAAUCUCAGAGCAAAACCCGUGCGAGAUUAAAGGCAGAUGUGGGUUCAAUAGCUAUUGUCUACAAAAGAGCACCAAUUAUAGUUGCCAUUGCCCAGUUGGUUUUGAGUCUAUAAACCAAGAUGAUAGUUCUCAAGGUUGCAAGAAGAAAUUUGUGGAUGCAGAAUGUGGAGACAAAAGUGGAAGCAACAGCUUUGAAAUGAUUCCUUUGGAAAACACAAUAUGGAUUGAUAACUCUUAUGAAGCUGUGGUUACGAAUGAACAGAGUUGCAGGCAAGAUUGCUUGAAUGAUUGUGAGUGUGCUGCUGUUCUAUUUCAAGACCAAAUUUGUAGCAAGCAAUCUCUUCCUUUGAGAUAUAUGAUGCCUGAUUUCCAAAAUUUAACAAAUGCCUUUAUAAAAGUCGGAGGAAAUGGCUUGAAACAAUCACAAAAUAAGAUGCUAUGGAUUGGUAUUGCACUCACCAUUUCCUUUUUUAUUCUUGUAUUAGUUUCAGUCUUUCUUUUCAUUUACUCACGGUACCGAAGGUAUCAGAGGCUUCCAAAACAGAGCAAAUCUAGAGCAGAAGACUCCAAUUUGAGAUCGUUUAGUCAUGGCGAGCUCGAAAAGGCCACAGGGGGGUUUAAGGAGAAUUUAGGAAGAGGGGCUUUCGGGACAGUUUUCAGAGGGCAGUUGCCCAAUGGUGUUAGCAUUGCAGUGAAGAAGCUUGAGAAGAUAGUGGAAGAUGGAGAGAAAGAGUUUCAAUCAGAGGUGACCACAAUUGGGAAGACCCAUCAUAAGAAUUUGGUUCGAUUGCUUGGCUAUUGUGAUGAAAGCACUCACCGACUUCUUGUUUACCAGUUCAUGAGCAAUGGGUCCCUUGCAAACCUACUCUUAAAGAGAGAAAUGAGGCCAAAUUGGGCACAGAGGGUCCAAAUCUCUCUAGGAAUAGCAAGGGGACUCCUAUACUUGCACGAAGAGUGUGAGACACAGAUCAUACAUUGCGACAUAAAGCCUCAAAACAUACUCUUGGAUGAGAAGAAAAUGCCUAAGAUAUCUGAUUUUGGGCUUGCAAAGCUUAUGGGCCCCGAUCAAACAAGGACUAUGACAGUUCUUAGGGGGACGAGGGGGUAUUGGGCUCCUGAAUGGCACAAAAAUAUGCCGAUCACUGCAAAAGUGGACGUGUAUAGCUACGGCAUCAUGUUGUUAGAGAUCAUAUGCUGUAGGAAGAGACUAGAGAUUGGUGUAGCCGAUGAGGAAAUCCUAUUAAGUGACUGGGUUAACGAUUGUUUUGAACGGGGAGAAUUGGAGAAAUUGGUGAGGGAAGAGGAAGUAGAGCAGUGUGAAUUGGAGAGGCUGGUGAUGGUAGGAUUGUGGUGUAUGCAAGACAAUCCAAACAUGAGGCCUUCCAUGAGGAAAGUCGUAUCCAUGCUUGAAGGCCUGGUUGAAAUACCUCGCCCACCUAAUCCAAGCCUGUCUGAGUGAGAUCUCUCUCUCUCUCUCUCUCUCCCUCUCUCUUACGUGUAUUUAUGUAUCACAUAACAUAGUACAAUUUUCUAAUAAAAUAUCUUUGAUAUUUAUGAUUCAGUUUGACAAAAUAAUGCCCAAAAUGAAGCUCUGGACAUUGUGCUUCAUUUUUCAGUUAA